Messenger RNA from Physcomitrium patens, 925 nucleotides. RefSeq lists its product as uncharacterized. NCBI's taxonomy places the organism in Eukaryota, Viridiplantae, Streptophyta, Bryopsida, Funariales, Funariaceae. The record is from RefSeq and is a predicted model, not a curated record.
CCCUCAUACACCACCAACAACAACAACGCCGCCUUGGCCAUAGCCAGUCCCCUAGGAGACUGCCACCGAAUACUUACUACUCCAUUGCCGUGCGAACACUGUCGGUGGCAGUGUUCCUUUCACCUCCACCCAUCGGCCUCGUGCUCUCCAAAACUCCCAUUUCCGACUCCCUUGCGUCGACGCGACAGACGACUCUCAGGCUUCAUUUUGUUUUGGAUUACGCUAAAGAUUGCACAGAGAGAGAGAGAGAGAGAGAGUUCAAUCUCCGCUGAAGCGGCGAUUUUCUGUAGCUGGUGGCCAUGGCUGACGCUCUUCGGUCGACUCUUUCCCUUGGGUCGCAAUUCAUGCGCACGCUUCGCUCGAUGGUGGACGAGAAUGGUCUUUUCGUGACAGUUAAGUUCGUUUCAACACUAGGAGCGGUGCUUGUGGCAGCGGGAGUCGCAGUCUUCUUCAUCGUGGCGCUCGUCGUCUUCUUCGUCAUGCCUGUUGUGGCUCUUCUCAUCCCUUUGAUUCUCGGAGUCAGUUUAAUCUCGAUGUUGUACCGCAAGUGCUCAAGGUUAUGUCGACCGCCAGGGAGCGACCUUCAGAAUAAUUUCCUGAUUGCUAAGGUCGGGUUUUGGUCUAUAAUGAGCGAGAGGUACGGGACACAUCGGCUUGAAUACUAGGGGUGAAGAAGUUGGCCAUAGCAGGGAUCACAAAAAGCUUGAACGACAAUCUCUGGAAUAAAACUGUAGGAUUCAGCAUGCAUGCUUUCUAAUGCAACGUGCUGAACUCGUUGUUGGGUAGUUGCACUUCCAAACCGUGAUGCUUGGAUGUAAUUUAUUAGUGCAACUCUCAUAGAAGGUCUGUACAGGAGCUUUGCUCCAUGAAAAGGAGGGAUCUUAUAAGUAAUUGCAGUUAAGCUGAAAUACAUUGUCUACACCCA